Molecule: messenger RNA, 1747 nt
Organism: Nyctereutes procyonoides (raccoon dog)
Lineage: Eukaryota; Metazoa; Chordata; Mammalia; Carnivora; Canidae
Gene: SLC75A1
Product: major facilitator superfamily domain containing 10
Exons: 13
Coding region: 116-1486 (456 amino acids)
Biological process (GO): transmembrane transport
Cellular component (GO): brush border membrane
Molecular function (GO): transmembrane transporter activity
Source: RefSeq, a predicted model, not a curated record
GGGCGCCCCGCCCCCGGGCCCGGCGGCGGCCCAUUCCGCGUCCGUCUCCGUCCGUGUGUCCGUGUCCGUCUGUCCGGCCCGAGCGCGCGACCGCGGCGGGAUCCCAGCAGCCGUCAUGGGCUGGGGAGCCGGAGGCAGCUGCACCCCGCGCCCCCCCAUCCACCAGCAGACGCCUCAGGACACCCGCGUGAUCACUGUGGUCUUCCUCGGCCUCCUGCUGGACCUCCUGGCCUUCACUCUGCUGCUGCCCCUGCUGCCAGGACUGCUGGAGAGCCACAGUCGUGCCCAUGACCCCCUCUAUGGCUCGUGGCAGCGAGGUGUGGACUGGUUUGCCGCAGCCAUCAGGAUGCCAGCAGAGAAGAGGUACAACAGCGUCCUGUUUGGAGGUCUGAUUGGCUCCGUCUUCUCCUUCCUGCAGUUCCUCCUGGCACCACUCACGGGGGCAGUCUCUGACUGCUUGGGGAGGCGCCCCACGAUGCUGCUGUCCCUGACAGGUCUGGUCAUGUCGUAUGCCGUAUGGGCCACCUCGAGGAGCUUCGCAGCCUUCCUGGCUUCCAGGGUGAUUGGGGGCAUCAGCAAGGGGAACGUCAGCCUCUCCACGGCCAUCAUCGCUGACCUGAGCUCACCUUCCGCGCGCAGCCGAGGCAUGGCAGUCAUUGGGGUGGCCUUCUCGCUGGGCUUCACACUGGGCCCCAUGCUUGGCGCCUCACUGCCCUCGGAGACAGUGCCCUGGCUCGCCCUGCUCUUCGCGGUCUCCGACCUGUUGUUCAUGUUCUGCUUCCUGCCAGAGACGCUGCUUCCAGAGAAGCGGGCACCCUCCAUCACCCCCGGGUUCCGAGCUGCUGCUGACCUGCUCAGCCCCCUGGCCCUGCUCCGAUUCUCGGCUGUGACUCACAGUCAGGACACACCUGCUGGAGACAGACUCUGGAGCCUGCGCCGCCUGGGCCUGGUGUACUUCCUCUACCUCUUCCUGUUCUCGGGCCUGGAGUACACGCUCAGCUUCCUUGCCCACCAGCGCUUCCAGUUCAGCAGCCUGCAGCAGGGGAAGAUGUUCUUCUUCAUCGGCCUCAGCAUGGCUGCUGUGCAGGGGGCCUACGCGCGGAGGAUCAGCCCUGGUGGGGAGAUCACAGCUGUGAAGCGGGCCAUCCUGCUGCUUGUGCCCGCCUUCCUCCUCAUCGGUUGGGGGCUCACACUGCCCGUGCUGGGCUUGGGGCUGCUGCUCUACUCCUUCGCUGCCGCCGUGGUGGUGCCCUGCCUGUCCUCUGUGGUUGCUGACUAUGGCUCAGCCGGGCAGAAAGGCACAAUCAUGGGCACACUGCGAAGCCUGGGCGCCCUGGCCAGGGCAGUGGGACCCAUGGUGGCUGCCUCAGUGUACUGGCUGGCGGGGGCCAGGGUCUGCUUUACCGUGUGCUCUGGCCUCUUCCUGCUCCCCUUCCUGCUCCUGAGGAAGCUGAGGCCUCCAGCCCGCACACUCAAGGUCGAGUAGCUGAGCCAGCCCUGCCUGCCCAGAGCUGGGGGACAGGAGGCCCUGGGCCGGUACCCCUCCCUGCGCCCCCCUCCCCCCGGGGCCCAGCCCCAGGGUCCCUGAGACACUCCCAGCCCCUCCCUACGUGCAGACCUGCACAGCCCUGCUGGUUGGGCUGGGAGCAGUGACUCCAGAACCUUCCAGGCUUUCUGGGGGCUUUUCUCUCAGUAACACAGAUGUCAGCCAGACCACGGGAUGGCAAAAUAAAGCAGCUAUUUUAUA